Molecule: messenger RNA, 702 nt
Organism: Schistocerca piceifrons (Central American locust)
Lineage: Eukaryota; Metazoa; Arthropoda; Insecta; Orthoptera; Acrididae
Product: oxidized purine nucleoside triphosphate hydrolase-like
Exons: 5
Coding region: 198-662 (154 amino acids)
Biological process (GO): DNA protection
Molecular function (GO): 8-oxo-7,8-dihydroguanosine triphosphate pyrophosphatase activity
Source: RefSeq, a predicted model, not a curated record
UCGAAGGCACCGUCACAUGUGAAUCGACUUCAUGUUUCGCAGUGUGUAUGAAAAGUGGAACAUGUUUUGAUGCUUCCUUCAUUCCUUGCGUUUGUUGUCGCGCGAAAUUGAGUUAGGUUGUGGCUCGGAUCUUUUGAAUUGAAAGAUGUGCACUAAACUGGAAGCAGAUGAAGAAUAAAUUCUUUUAGAAAUGGCUGAUGUUUCGUAAGCUGCUUACUUUGGUAAUAGUACAGAGAGACAGAGAAAUUCUGUUAGGAUUAAAGAAGAGAGGAUUUGGAAAAGGGAAAUGGAAUGGCUUUGGAGGGAAAGUUGAACCUGGCGAAACAAUACAGUGUGCUGCUGCAAGAGAAUUGCAAGAAGAAAGUGGAUUGACAGCACUAGAUUUGGAACAUGUAGGAGUAAUAGAGUUUGAAUUUGUGGGUGACAUGACAAUUCUAGAGGUACAUGUGUUUAAAACCCAUAAAUGGUCAGGAAAUGUCUCAGAAUCAGAUGAAAUGAUGCCAAAGUGGUAUUCAAUUGACGAGAUACCAUUUGAUAAGAUGUGGGCUGAUGAUCGACACUGGUUACCACUUAUACUUCAAGGGCAUAAGAUCAAAGGUUACUUUCUGUUUGAAGGUCAUAGCACAAUUCUGCGACAUGAUUUGAACAUUGUGACAGAGUGAAGUUAAUGUAUUUGAAAAAUAAAGGAAAUUGUUUCAGAUA